AUGAGGCGGAAACCCAUCGGAAGGGAUAUCGAUCUGUGGCAUACUUCGCAAUCUACGGCCGUCGCUACAACCCCAGGAUCUCCUGUGGACCACCUCACCCACGUUUUCUACGCCUUUGCCAAUGUGCGACCGGAAACGGGCGAAGUCUACCUCUCUGAUCCCUAUGCGGAUAUAGAGAAACAUUACGCCGCCGAUUCAUGGUCCGAUACCGGCAACAACGUCUACGGCUGUAUCAAGCAGCUCUAUCUUCUGAAGAAACGGAAUCGGAACCUGAAGGUCCUGCUGUCUAUCGGAGGCUGGACGUACUCCACUAACUUCGCACAGCCAGCGAGCACGGAUAAUGGACGGAAGCAAUUUGCGCAGACGGCUGUCAAGCUGCUCCAGGACCUAGGGCUGGACGGCUUGGACAUCGACUGGGAGUAUCCUGAAAAUGACCAACAGGCCCGCGACUAUGUCCUGCUACUGAGGGAAUUGAGACAGGCUCUAAGGGAAUACAGCAAUGGUCACGCGGGAGGGAAGGAAUUUCUGCUCACCGCUGCAUCUCCUGCUGGCCCUGAAAAAAUCAACGUCCUCCAUCUCAAGGACAUGGACGACUUGUUGGACUUUUGGAACGUAAUGGCUUACGACUACGCGGGCCAGUUCAGUGCCUAUUCUUCGCACCAAGCAAAUAUUUUUGACGACCCAUCCGUUCCGAACAGCACUCCUUUCAAUACGGAUCAAGCUGUCCAGCAAUACAUCGAUGCUGGAGUGCCGGCCGAUAAAAUCGUCCUCGGCAUGCCGUUAUACGGGCGAUCAUUUGUCGGUACCGAUGGACUGGGAAAGCCGUUCACCGGUGUCGGGAGAGGCUCCUGGGAAGCAGGGGUCUGGGACUAUAAGGAUCUGCCGCAACCUGGCGCGGAAGAAUAUGUGCUGGACCGUAUAAUUGCAAGCUACAGCUAUGAUCCGGCAGCAAAAUCGUUGAUCAGCUACGACACUCCGCGCUCCAUCGAGCAAAAGGUUCACUAUAUUAUUUCCAGGGGCCUGGGCGGGGUGAUGUGGUAG
Aspergillus calidoustus is the source of this 1041-nucleotide messenger RNA. NCBI's taxonomy places the organism in Eukaryota, Fungi, Ascomycota, Eurotiomycetes, Eurotiales, Aspergillaceae. The record is from the annotation of a GenBank genome assembly.